Daktulosphaira vitifoliae (grape phylloxera) is the source of this 840-nucleotide messenger RNA. Its product is annotated as trimethylguanosine synthase-like. Lineage: Eukaryota; Metazoa; Arthropoda; Insecta; Hemiptera; Phylloxeridae. Gene Ontology annotation, molecular function: RNA cap trimethylguanosine synthase activity. The record is from RefSeq and is a predicted model, not a curated record. Gene Ontology annotation, biological process: 7-methylguanosine cap hypermethylation; 7-methylguanosine RNA capping. The transcript is spliced from 3 exons. The coding region runs from base 1 to 840 and encodes 279 amino acids. Gene Ontology annotation, cellular component: nucleus.
AUGUGCGAGAACAACAAUUCGACUCAAAUAAGUCACUCAACUGAAUCAAUUCAAUCACAUACACCAGAUUCGUUAUUUACCAGUAACACUUUGCAAAUUAAACAUAAUUUGGGCAGUAAUAGAUCAAAUAAAACUUGCUCUAAUGAUAUUCCAAAGCACUUAUGGAAUAAAAGACACUCCUUGUUUGAAAAAUUUGAUGACGGAAUUCUUUUGGACUAUGAAUCAUUUUAUUCCGUGUGCCCUGAAAUAUUGAGCAAACAUAUUGCCAAGAGGUGUGAAGGUUACAAUGUAGCGAUGGACCCGUUUUGUGGCGCCGGAGGUAACGUAAUUCAGUUAGCAAUGAAGUAUAAAAAAGUGAUCGCGAUAGACAUCGACCCGAACAAAUUGGAAUUUGCUAAGAAGAAUGCGGAAAUUUAUGGUGUGAGGGAUAAGAUCGAAUUCAUCGAGGGUAAUUUUUUCACUUUAGCUAAAGACCUAAAGAAAUACAAAGCUGAAGUCAUUGUAACUUCGCCUCCAUGGGGAGGACCGUCGUACAAAAACCAUAAAGCAUACAGUUUGGAGAAAAAUAUGUGUAGUGAAUACGAAGGUGGCGGUCGAACGAUCUUCGAAUUGGCCCGAAGUAUUGCUCCAAACGUAGCACUACACAUACCUAAAAGUACUGACCGAAAUGAAUUGUUCAAAUUAGGAAAAUACUUUAAUAACAACAUAGAAAUACAGAAUAACUUCAUUAAUGGAAAACUGGAUUCCAUCACCACAUUUUUUGGUAGAUUCAAUUACAUGAAUUCAAAACGCAAGCAAACUAAUGUAAAACUCUUUAGUCAAAAAAGAAAACAAUAUUAA